This is a messenger RNA of Myotis daubentonii (Daubenton's bat), 567 nucleotides long. Its product is annotated as BPI fold-containing family A member 2. Lineage: Eukaryota; Metazoa; Chordata; Mammalia; Chiroptera; Vespertilionidae. Gene Ontology annotation, molecular function: lipopolysaccharide binding. Gene Ontology annotation, cellular component: secretory granule; extracellular exosome. The record is from RefSeq and is a predicted model, not a curated record.
GGUUAGGAAGACAGUCAACCUGAACGUUUCCUUGGACCUCUUGGCUACUGUCCAAAUUGAAACUGAUCCCAAGAGUGGUGACUCCAGAGUGGUCAUGACAGAAUGCGCCAGCGACCCAGACAGCAUCUCAUUCACCUUGUUGGGCGAACACAGUGCAGUGGUCAACAAGCUCACAGGCACCGUGAGCAGCUUCCUGAGCGACACUGUGUCCUUCCUGGUGCAGAGAUACAUGUGCCCACUGAUGCGAAUCUUCGUCUCCACCCUGGGUCCGCAGAUUGCUGAAAAUAUCAUCAAAAAUGGUCUGCAGGUAGCCGACGUGCCAGUCAAAGCGUGAAGAGGGCGGAUGAGGAGGACUGCUGUGAUGCCCCCAACUGAUGAAUUUCCAGUUGCUUGACCAUGUUUCCUUGCAGGAUCUCCCCCUGGGAAGAUACUGCCACCAUCCAACUGGACUGAAAGCCUGAGACCAGAAGAAACCCUCUCAGCCACUCCUUGCCUUCACAGUUGAGACAGCAGUCUAUGCUCAUCACCCGCCCCCUCCCCCCAGCAAUAAAGGCCACUUCUGCAUCC